Molecule: messenger RNA, 2294 nt
Organism: Xenopus laevis (African clawed frog)
Lineage: Eukaryota; Metazoa; Chordata; Amphibia; Anura; Pipidae
Gene: ctbp1.S
Product: C-terminal binding protein 1 S homeolog
Biological process (GO): regulation of transcription by RNA polymerase II; negative regulation of DNA-templated transcription; positive regulation of DNA-templated transcription
Cellular component (GO): nucleus
Molecular function (GO): DNA-binding transcription factor binding; NAD binding; oxidoreductase activity, acting on the CH-OH group of donors, NAD or NADP as acceptor
Source: RefSeq, marked provisional
UCCCAGGCAUUCGACCUCCAAUUAUGAACGGGCCCAUGCACCCGCGCCCUUUAGUAGCACUGCUGGACGGCAGAGACUGCACCGUGGAGAUGCCCAUUCUGAAGGACGUGGCCACUGUGGCUUUCUGCGAUGCACAGUCUACACAAGAAAUCCAUGAAAAGGUACUAAAUGAAGCGGUGGGGGCCCUGAUGUAUCAUACAAUCACAUUAACCAGGGAAGAUCUGGAGAAGUUCAAAGCUCUUCGAAUAAUUGUCCGAAUCGGAAGUGGGUUUGACAACAUAGAUAUCAAGUCUGCCGGAGAUCUAGGUAUUGCAGUAUGUAAUGUGCCAGCAGCCUCUGUGGAGGAGACAGCGGAUUCGACUUUGUGCCACAUAUUAAAUUUAUACAGAAGAACAACGUGGCUGCAUCAAGCAUUACGAGAAGGAACUAGGGUGCAGAGCGUAGAGCAGAUAAGAGAGGUGGCCUCUGGGGCAGCUCGUAUCCGCGGGGAAACUUUAGGCAUUAUAGGACUGGGGCGGGUUGGUCAAGCGGUGGCGCUGCGAGCAAAAACCUUUGGUUUCAACGUUUUUUUCUACGACCCUUACCUCUCCGACGGCAUGGAACGUGCGCUCGGCCUCCAGCGGGUCACCACCCUGCAAGACCUUCUCUUCCAUAGCGACUGUGUAACCCUUCACUGCAGCUUAAAUGAGCACAACCAUCAUCUUAUCAACGACUUUACUAUUAAACAGAUGAGGCAGGGCGCCUUCUUAGUGAAUACAGCACGAGGGGGCUUGGUGGAUGAGAAGGCGCUGGCACAAGCCUUAAAGGAGGGUAGGAUACGAGGAGCGGCAUUAGAUGUACAUGAGUCGGAACCUUUCAGCUUCACCCAGGGACCCCUGAAAGAUGCCCCAAACCUCAUCUGUACACCCCACGCGUCUUGGUACAGCGAGCAAGCGUCCAUAGAGAUGCGGGAGGAGGCAGCGAGGGAAAUCCGCAGAGCAAUUACUGGUCGCAUUCCUGACAGCCUGAAAAACUGUGUUAAUAAAGAUCACUUAACUGCAGCAACACAUUGGGCCAGCAUGGAUCCUGGGGUUGUUCAUCCAGAGCUCAAUGGCGGUGCCUACAGAUACCCCCAGGGGGUAGUAAGUGUGGCUCCAGCUGGCAUCCCAGCAGCAGCAGUAGAAGGAAUAGUACCAACUGCUAUGCCUUUAUCACAUGGGCACCCAGCUGUUGUGCAUCCACCUCAUGCUCCUUCUCCCGGCCAAACCGUCAAACCAGAGGCUGACAGAGACCACCCAAGCGACCAGUUGUAGCCCUCAGGAAAGCCACGAGCAUUCCACCGGCAUCUAAGCAUUCAACCUCACAGAAGACGGGAAGAAGAAUCUGAGAGGAAAAAAAUCUGGAUUUUGGUUAACGAAGCAAACCUUCUGAACUUACAAGUUGACCUUUUAUUGUUUUUAGGGACUGGUCCAAAUAUACAACAUACAACGGGGGAGACAAAAAAGAGAAUUUGGGACCUUUCCCCCCCCACCCCUCCAUUUAAAAUUGUAGUUCCUGUCCAGUGGAAUAACUUCACUGUUCUGUGUCCAAUGGGUCCUUCGUUGCUCAAGAAAAGUCAGUAGUUAAUUAUAUCAUGAAUGUACUUGUUUGUGUACAGUUCUUGCAACAAAAAAGGGGUUUGUUCACUUGGCCAUCAACUGGGAGGAACACGAGAGAGAGAGAGAGGCAUUCGGCAAACCACUUUGAUGGUUUAAAAAAAGUUUUAAAAAAUAUAUUAUUUUCUUUUAUAUGUAUGCCCAAUAAAGCAGUCAGUUGGCAGACUUCUCAGGACAAUAUGUGAUCCCACUUUUUCUUUGGAAGCCACACAGUGCAUUGUUUUUCUACCUGCUUGUCUUGUACAUUUCUUUUUUUUUUUUUUUUCAAUGAUUUAGUAAAAACCGGAAAAUAUUUUUUUGGGAGGGGGAGUUUAUUUCCCUUAUUAUUUUAGCAUGGAUACCCCUCUUAUCAGAUAACUGUGGCAAGAACAAUAUUAAGGAAAAACAGGAAUUUCGUAAGGAAAAAAAUAAAUAAAGCGCCAGUGUUUCUGGUUGCAAAAAGUAUAUAUUGAUGGUGGUAUGUGGGAAAUUCCGACUACUGAAAGUAGUUCCGUUUCAUUGCCUACAUGAAUUCCUUCCCGGUAAUGUGGUAGGCUAGCAAUAUUUUUAUUUCCUUUUUUUUUUUUUUUUGUCCGUUUGUUUUUUGGGUUAAGAUCAUGUUUGUGAGUUGUAACCAUUUGUAUGACUUAUUAUUUUAAGAAAUAAAAUCCCAGAAAAAUA